UUCCUUUUUGAGCGCAUGCGCGCUGCCGGGCGUCACCCAGUUCUCCUCUGGAAGGACGGACGUUGGUGUGGGGGUGAGUUGGGUCGCCGUCGUGUACCUCGUUCGGGCUCCCAUACCUGCCGCCGCCUGCUGCUGGCUGUCCGUGGGUCUCGGGAGACUAUAACUGCCAUGUCUGCCGGUACUUUGCCAAAACCUCAGAUGCGCGGCCUUCUGGCCAAGCGUCUGAGAUUUCAUAUCGUUGGAGCCGUAAUUGUAUCCCUGGGGGUUGCAGCUUCCUAUAAGUUUGGUGUAGCUGAGCCAAGAAAGAAGGCAUAUGCAGAUUUCUACAGAAAUUAUGAUUCCAUGAAAGAUUUUGAGGAGAUGAGGAAGGCUGGUAUCUUUCAGAGUACAAAGUGAUCUUGGAAUGUAAAGGUCCUGCUUUUCCUUCUGGGGCCAGAGUGAUGAAGAUGGAGCCACAUUGAUGGACAAUGUCCACGUACACAUAGCCAAAGCCAGUCAGGAACACAACCUGCAGGAAGAAUAUUCAAUAUCUGAUGAAAAAGAAACAAGACACACCACUGAAAUGACCGACUCUCAAUGUCUCAAGUUCUGAUUCAAUUCCACAAACACUUCCUGGUUCUGUUUCUGUAUAUCCAUAUCCAGCUGAUUGAAAGGAAGAAAAGAAAGACCAAAUCAAGAUUUUUCAAUAUCCAGCUGUAAGGUUCAUGGGAAACACAUGAUGGAUGACGGGGCAUGAGUGUCUUCCUUCCCUGCUUCUUUGGAACAGGCAAAUAACCCGGCGAGGGCUGGAGCCCAGCCACGGGCCAGCUGUAUGUGCACAUACGAAUUCCUGUGGAAAAACCCCUCUAAACACUCUGAGAUUCGCGUGCAAUGUGCAGAAAGUUUCAGGCUCUUGAGUGUUGAUCUCCUACCACAAGGAUGCUCUUCUAUGCUGGGGAUAAAACAAAAACCUACCCACAAAGGCCUGUCAUAAUCCUUCCAAGGCCCUCACAUAACUUGUCACAAGAACAUCAGAUAAUGUCAUGUGAAUAGAGUCAAAAUUAAUUUUUCUACAGUGAGAAGGUGGACUCAGACUUAAAAAAAGUUCUAGCUCAGAAGCCAGGUGCCAGGCCAGCAGAACAGAUGUCCUUUCAGCCAUAAAUAGUGAUGUUCCUUAAACGGAUAAAUAUUUGAAAACAGAACUAUUUGAAAAACAACUCCAAGAACACCAUGUUCACAGCCAGCAUUACCUGCGGGUGGAAACAAGAACCUCCUUAUGCUUGGAAUGUUGAUUAUUAUGGUUAGGACAGCAAAUAAAAGACUGACCAUUCCUGGAUGAAGGAACAAAGCCAGGUGCCCACGUGAGAUGCAAUGAAGGUCUUCUCAUUUUGACCCAACGAAGAGUUACCAGGAGUGUACACAGAACCACAGGAGUGAGUCACAGACUCAGAUUUGGAAGCAACCUCAAGGCCACUGAGCUUUUUUCCUGAACAAAUGGCUCUUUCUCCCGGCUGUGCCCAGCAUAUAGGGCACCUAAUGUCAUCUCUGCCCCUUCCCUCUCCUCACCCCUGCAGCCCAGCAGUCAUCAGGGCCUCUACGCUGCUGCCUGCUAACCCAGGACCCUUUUUCAUUCCACACCAUUGCUCCAGCUUAGGCUCUUGUCUGACAGCCCUACAAUAUGCUCUGACACUGUGCCUAGAAUACGCUUUCCCCAUAAAGUCCUUCAAUUCCUGUGUACUUUUGCACAUACAGCUUAAGGACACCUUCUUCCAUUCCCUAAGUUUUCUAGUCCCUUCCUCAGCUCGAUACCAUGCCUACACCUGCAUCCCCACAGUACUUUGACCAUAUUUCUAUCCAAUCGCAAAUAGUAUUGUUUGCCUUACGGUCAUCUGUUUAUAUACCUGACUUACUAGUAGUCAUGAGACCGUCCACUUCCUGGGGGCAGGAGUAGAGUCCAUUUGUAUUCUCUACGGACUGGAUGUGCUUCCCAAAUGGAUUGCUUCACAAAAAUGUCUGUUUCAAAAGACUCCUGUAUCCUGAAUUUGACUGCUGUGUUCCAAGGUCAGAACUGAACUUGACUGUGAUAAAAUCUAGAAUGUAGCAACUUAAAAAAUGGUCCAGCUCACGUAAAACAGGCAUUCUUUGAGAAACACAUUAUAAAA
Messenger RNA from Myotis daubentonii (Daubenton's bat), 2141 nucleotides. It is a transcript of the gene COX6C, whose product is annotated as cytochrome c oxidase subunit 6C. The record is from RefSeq and is a predicted model, not a curated record. Lineage: Eukaryota; Metazoa; Chordata; Mammalia; Chiroptera; Vespertilionidae. The transcript has 4 exons. Bases 16 to 396 code for a protein of 126 amino acids.